CAGUGGUCAAUGAAGUAUCUUCGGGUCGAGACAUGAUGGCCCAUCAGAUAGCCGAGCUGACGGAGCAAAUGAGGCUGAUGAAUGCUCAGACAAUGCAGCCAGUCCAGACCAUGACAGUGGAUACAUGCGUGGCGUGUGGAGCCCAAGGGCACCAGUCAGAGGUGUGCCCAUCAGCUUUCGACCAGGAGGUGGGAGAACAAUAUGCAGAUGUCAACGCCCUCCAAGAGUAUCAGAACCGGCAGCCCAACGACCCCUUCUCCAACACUUACAAUCCAGGGUGGAGAAACCACCCACACUUCUCGUGGUCCAACAACAACAACACCCUCCAGCCACCUCGUCCAAACUUCAACCAACAACAGCCUCGUCCCAACCUCAUGCAGCAGCAAUCCCAUCCCAAUUUCAUCCCUCGCCUGAACUACCAACAACAACAGCAACCUCAACAGCCAACCCAAGGGUCCGGUUCAAGCUCGUCUAACCAAGAUGACAAGCUGGACAAGAUCCUUCAGUUUAUCACCAACCAGGACUCAUCCAUUAAGCGUCUCGAGACGCAAGUGGGUCAGCUCGCCACAAGAGUCGGGAACAUGGAGGCUGAGUCCGACAAAGGGAAACUUCCGAGCCAGCCCGAGCAAGCCAAAGCAAUAACUGUGUUGAGGAGCGGUAAGGAAGUGGACAACAAAGUGAAAAUGCCCGAGCCCGAUGUCCCAAGAACAACCGACCAGCCCAAAGAAACCGAGGAGAGUACGAAGACCACAAAAACCGACUCAGAAGAUCCAACAGAGAGUCCUUUGCUUCACAAAUCACCAAACCCUUACAAGCCACGCAUCCCUUUUCCGAGUAGACUCCGUGACGAGAAGCAAGAGCAACAAUUCCGAGACCUUUACAAUAUGCUCUCGAAGGUCAAUGUAAACUUUCCUCUCCUAGAGGUGAUCAAGAGUAUGCCAUCGUACGUUAAGUUCUUUAAAGUUUUGGUCACAAAAAAGAGGAAGUUCGGAGACGGGGAGAAGGUGAUAGUCUAUGAGGCGGCAAGUGCCAUGCAGCACGAUCUUCCAAAGAAGGAACGAGACCUUGGAGGCUUCAUGAUAAAGAUUGCUCUUGGGAAUGGAAAAGAAGCUUCAGGAAUGCUCGACCUACGAGCGGGAAUCAACUUAAUGCCGUUUUCUAUCUUCCAGCGGCUCGGUUUAGGAGAUUUGAGACCCACUCGUAUGUGUCUUCAGCUUGCUGACCGUUUGAUUAGAUACCCCAAGGGGGUAGUUGAGGAUGUUCUUGUUCGCGUGGGAAAGCUUAUCGUCCCGGUGGACUUUGUAGUGCUCGAUGUGGGGGACGUUCAUGAGAACGGGAAUGACCAUACCAUCCUUCUCGGCAGGCCAUUUAUGGCCACCACCAACACCCUCAUUGAU
Striga hermonthica is the source of this 1397-nucleotide messenger RNA. NCBI's taxonomy places the organism in Eukaryota, Viridiplantae, Streptophyta, Magnoliopsida, Lamiales, Orobanchaceae. The record is from the annotation of a GenBank genome assembly.